Messenger RNA from Cercocebus atys (sooty mangabey), 1015 nucleotides. RefSeq names its product NME/NM23 family member 5 (gene NME5). Gene Ontology annotation, biological process: CTP biosynthetic process; GTP biosynthetic process; UTP biosynthetic process. The coding region runs from base 363 to 812 and encodes 149 amino acids. The record is from RefSeq and is a predicted model, not a curated record. The transcript is spliced from 4 exons. Gene Ontology annotation, molecular function: nucleoside diphosphate kinase activity. Lineage: Eukaryota; Metazoa; Chordata; Mammalia; Primates; Cercopithecidae.
UCACCGCCCCCUCGAGCCCCCCCCACCACCCGCCACACCGCCCUCUGCUGCCUGAGGCUGUCGCUGGUUCCAUACCUUCGAUCGCCCCUUGGCCUCUGGUCAUGUGAGCCCAUAGUCCUUUCCGCCUCGGUGACAGCGUGUACGAAAAGCCGAGGCUCGAUUUGGACAUAGUAGGAAUCCUAUUAUUGAGACCCUGUAUAUAGAAAAAUAUGGCAGUUUCUACCUUCAUCAGUUAAUAAAAUCAAGUACCUACUAUUGCUAUUCUUAAUCAUAAUUACAUUGAAUUUGCGAUGGGGGGGAAAUGCGUGUCAUUGCAGUUGAUACUGUUAAGAAACUCGCAAUUUGUGCCCUGAAAAGCCAUAAUGGAGAUAUCAAUGCCUCCACCUCAGAUAUAUGUAGAAAAAACUCUGGCCAUUAUCAAACCAGAUAUUGUUGACAAAGAGGAGGAGAUACAAGAUAUUAUUCUCAGAUCCGGAUUCACCAUUGUUCAGAGAAGAAAACUACACCUCAGCCCUGAGCAAUGUAGUAACUUUUAUGUGGAACAGUAUGGAAAAAUGUUUUUCCCCAAUUUAACAGCUUACAUGAGUUCUGGACCACUUGUCGCCAUGAUAUUAGCUAGACAUAAAGCCAUCUCUUAUUGGUUAGAACUUUUGGGACCAAAUAAUAGCUUAGUAGCGAAGGAGACACAUCCAGACAGUCUAAGGGCAAUUUAUGGCACAGAUGACCUAAGGAAUGCACUUCAUGGGAGUAAUGACUUUGCUGCUGCGGAAAGAGAAAUACAUUUUAUGUUUCCUGAAGAUUUGGCUAGCUGAUUGGCUGCUGAAAAAUAAUCCUAACAAACCCAAACUUUGUCGCCAUCCAAUUGUAGAAGAACCUUAUUAAAAAAACCUCGAAAGAACAAAUCAUGAACUAUCUUAUUGUAAAAGGCUGUAUUUCUAUUGUUUGAAAAAAUUAUUUCUAGGGUUUAAGUAACUACAAGUAAAAUAAAUUUAUUUCUUAAAAAUAAGUGUUAAAG